This is a messenger RNA of Vicugna pacos (alpaca), 3528 nucleotides long. The record is from RefSeq and is a predicted model, not a curated record. Lineage: Eukaryota; Metazoa; Chordata; Mammalia; Artiodactyla; Camelidae.
CCAAAAUUCUUAUCUUGAUUGAUUUUAAGAUUAAAUGUUUUCUCCCAGAUUUUUUUCAGCAAAUAAUUGGGUGCACUGAAGAAUACCGAAACCUGCCACUCCUGACGCUCUGGCUUGGGCCUGUACCCCUGGUGGCCAUUUAUAAUGCAGAGAAUGUGGAGGUGUGUAAGUGGCCAAGGUAAUUUUAACUAGUUCAAAGCACAUCGACAAAUCCUCUAUGUACAAAUUCCUAGAACCGUGGCUUGGCCUAGGACUUCUUACAAGUACUGGAAACAAGUGGCGCUCUAGGAGAAAGAUGUUAACACCUACUUUCCAUUUUGCAAUUCUGGAAGAUUUCUUAGAUGUCAUGAAUGAACAAGCAAAUAUUUUGGUUAAUAAACUUGAAAAACACGUUAACCAAGAAGCAUUUAACUGCUUUUUUUACAUCACUCUUUGUGCCUUAGAUAUAAUCUGUGAAACAGCCAUGGGGAAGAAUAUUGGUGCUCAGAGUAAUGGUGAUUCCGAGUAUGUUCGAGCAGUUUAUAGGAUGAGUGACUCGAUACAUCAGAGAAUGAAGACACCCUGGCUCUGGCUUGACUUUUUGUUCUGUAUGUUUAAAGAAGGGCGGGAGCAAAAAAGGAGCCUAAAGAUCCUACAUAAUUUUACCAACAGUGUCAUCACCGAACGGGCCAACGAAAUGAAGAGAGAUGAACAGGGUAAAUGGGAUGACAAGGACUUUCCGACCCGUAAAAACAAAUGCCGGGCUUUUCUUGACUUGCUUUUAAAUGUGACGGACGAUGAAGGAAACAAGCUAAGUCAUGAAGAAAUUCGAGAAGAAGUUGACACCUUUAUGUUUGAGGGCCACGACACAACCGCAGCUGCAGUAAACUGGUCCUUAUAUCUAUUGGGUUCUUAUCCAGAAGUCCAGAAAAAAGUGGACAAUGAACUGGAGGAAAUAUUUGGGAAGUCUGAUCGUCCUGCUACCUUGGAAGACCUGAAGAAACUUAAAUACCUGGAAUGUGUUAUUAAGGAGAGCCUUCGCCUUUUCCCUCCUGUUCCCUUCUUUGCCCGUAAUCUGAAUGAAGACUGUGACGUUGGGGGUUACAAAAUUGUGAAAGGCUCUCAAGUAAUCAUCGUGCCCUACGCACUGCACAGAGAUCCAAGAUACUUCCCUGAUCCUGAGGAAUUCGUGCCAGAACGGUUCUUGCCCGAGAACUCGAAAGGACGCCAUUCGUACGCAUACGUGCCCUUCUCUGCUGGACCCCGCAACUGUAUAGGUCAAAAGUUCGCCAUCAUGGAAGAAAAGACCAUUCUUUCUUGCGUCCUGAGGCAUUUCUGGGUAGAAUCCAACCAAAAGAGAGAAGAACUUGGUCUGGCCGGAGAGCUGAUUCUUCGUCCAAGUAAUGGAAUCUGGGUCAAGUUGAAGAGGAGGAACACAGAUGAAUCCUAACUGUGUAAUUGCAUUGAGCUGUGCUCUUAUCAUAAAAAGGGUCUUUCUUUGAAGGAAACCUUCCAUUUACAAUUUGUAGGUCAUGAAUUCAAUACUCUCAAUCCCUUGACCUAAUUUUUUCUUGUUCCUACUUAACCUUGGGGUCAAGUCUACCAAAGAAGAGUUUUAUAUUCUCAUCACCACCAGAGCUCUUACCCCUGGUCUUGAUCCCAUAAGUAGAGUCCACUGAUGACUGUACCCAAAUACUUCCAUAACAAACUUCCCAACAGAGGCAUCCACAGGCCAAGUCAGUUUCAACCAACAGACCCAAAGGGUGUAAUCUAAUUGAAGCUCCAGAAUAUUUUUAAGGUAUGCUUGUUGACUUGGGAAUACACAUAUGCAUGUAUAUAUAUACAUUUAAUUUAAAAAGGGUGAAUAGUUUAGUGUUUAGACUUAAGGAGCUUAAUUUUUAAAUAUUAUAUCAGUGGCAUCAGUUAUGAGAAGAAUAAUUGUUAUGGUACCUCUCAGAUUUUAUCACCUACAGUAGAUCAUUGGACUGUGCACUUACAGACUUCCUUUCAUUCCUCAGAGCAUCACAAUUACCUUUCUAUAUCAUUUGUUAUUGGGAGAGGUUCCUGUUGGUAAUCUCUAGCCCCUCACUGUGUCUCAGGGAGUUGAUGAACGGCUUUUGGAGCUGGAAGGCGCUUAGAGCAUCGGGCUCUAUCUGUGAGUUCUGCAUCCUCAGAUUCAAACAACUGCUGAUUGAAAAUAUUAAAAAAAAAAAAGUCCAGAAAGCUCCAAAAAGCAAAACUAUUUACAUAGCAUUACAUUGUAUUUACAACUAUUUACAUAGCACUUACGCUGCAUUAUGUAUUGUAAGUAAUCUAGAGGUGAUUUAAGGUCUGUGGUUGGAUGUGCUUAUCCAUAUGCAAACACUUCUCCAUUUUAUGUAAGGGACUUGAGCAUCCAUAGAUUUUUGGAUCCGUGGAGGGUCCUAGAUCCAAUCCCUUGCGGGUACCAAGGGAUGAAUGUACUACUGCACUCCCUUUUAUUAGAAGGAAGGGAAUGAAAUGAAAGGGAAGGCAAAUUUCUGCUGAAAGCCAUGCCACUAGUGGGUGACAGGGCUGAAAACAGAGGUCUUUACUCUAAGUCUCUCCACUCCCAAUAUGAUGACAUGUCUACAACACGCUCUUGCUUAAUGGAACUCAGGUCUACAACUAGAUGUGUCAUUAAAACACAGACCUUCUGCCUCUGAUUUUGGAAUAACUCUUCUAGAAUUCUUCCAUUGUUAAAGGAAAAGAGAAGCCAUCCAUCUAUUUUAAGUAACCAAGGAAUAUCUCCCUUAGUUUGGCAUUAGACUUCCAGUAAAUUCAGUCCUCCAGGAUAUGCCUGUGAAGCUAAUAAUUAACACCCAUUCCCUGAAUUUUAAUGCUACAGACGGUAACUCUACUCUCUCAGUACCUCUAAAAAACUUUUUAAUAAAUAAUUUUAAUAAAAUUGUUUCUUUAAUUUUUCCAAGGUGAUAGCUGAUAUAAACAACAAAUUAAGAGGAUAGAAUAAGUAUCCUUCAAUGGAUAUCAAAGAAAGGGGUUAUGAAACCAGGGCCAUUUGGGAAGCACCGCAGGCCGGGGCAAUGAGGACAGGGGCGGCAUCUCUAUCCACUUUAAUAUCCCAGAGAGCCCAGUGUAUUCAAGCCAGUCCCUAAGCUGAUGAGAAGCCAAGGAAAUAUACAAUGGGAAAAGGCUCCCAUCCCAUCGUGAACCUUGUUAUCUAGGAAGUGGACAUAUGCAGAAAAUCUUGUUCCCAGAUGACUUUGGAUAAUUGGACUUUUAUUUGUGGAAAUCAGUCUUGUUUCUCAAUUUUUUGCACUUACAUUUAAACCUUGUUUGUUUUUUUAAAGUGACUCUACAUUAGAUGUGAAAUUAAAUGUAAAGUAAAACAUUGCUAAAUGUUACCUUUUGGCCUCAAAAUCUUCAUUUAGCCCCAGAAUAAUCUGUUAUUCAUGUUUUAAUUGGAAAUUCUCUGAAACACUGUCAGAGUUGGAAUUGAGAAGUUAUGUCAUCAUUUGCAGAAUGGAAAUGCAGAUGCAGACUUUUUUUAAAUAAAAGGAUGAUCAAAUA